AUGGUAUUUUCUACCACUUGGCGUGAGGCCGAGAAGUCAGGCACCAUGGUGACAGGUACACUUUCCAUUUUGGGACACCAUGCUCUUGUUUUAUUUGACUCUGGUUCUUCGCACUCAUUUAUAUCUACUGUAUUUGUGAGACACGCCAUGUUAGACUCAGUACCGUUGCCAUUUGCAUUGUCUAUUUCCACUCCAUCGGGAGAGAUCAUGUUAGCUACAGAAAAGAUAAAAGCAUGUCAGGUAGAAGUAGCCAACCGCGCAUUAGAUGUAACCUUGAUAAUUUUAGUUAUGCGCGAUUUUGAUGUUAUAUUAGGCAUGGAUUGGUUAGCUGCUAACCAUGCCAGCAUAGAUUGCUCUUGUAAUGAGGUUAUCUUUAACCCUCCUACAGGAGCCAGUUUUAAGUUUAAAGGGGUUGGGAUCGUAGUCCUAUGCAAGGUGAUAUCCGCAUUGAAGGCCAGUAGGCUAUUCGACCAAGGAGCCUAG
Messenger RNA from Benincasa hispida (wax gourd), 483 nucleotides. NCBI's taxonomy places the organism in Eukaryota, Viridiplantae, Streptophyta, Magnoliopsida, Cucurbitales, Cucurbitaceae. The record is from RefSeq and is a predicted model, not a curated record.